Molecule: messenger RNA, 1323 nt
Organism: Cylicocyclus nassatus
Lineage: Eukaryota; Metazoa; Nematoda; Chromadorea; Rhabditida; Strongylidae
Source: the annotation of a GenBank genome assembly
CUCUCAAAUUAUGAAUUUGUACACUCCUGGAAAUGGACUCUUUGAAACGCAUGUGACAUGGGAGGACAUUGAGGAGGAUAUGCAGAGAGAGUUGCAUACGAAAGCUUUCUUCGGUCCGAACAAAACCGCAGAAAAUAUUGCAGAUGGCAUCGGCUUUAUGUCUAGAAUUGUCCUCAUAAAUCCUGAUUGGCAAAAUGCGGACAAGCAGCUUCCAGCAAAAUUCAUUGUGAAGAUCCUCACGCAGCUGCUUUUGGCAAAACUGACAGCAGAAAUGGGUGUCACGAGUGAUUUCAGGGUCAAAUUCGAUGAACCUCAAAAAAUGUUACAUAACGGCGAGGUAUCUGUAUACAGCCAUCUGAUAGAAUAUGGGCAUGAAAAUUUUCCCAUCCCUAAGAUCUACUUCAUGAGAAAGUUCUCUAAAUCCAACCCUGUCAAAGGUUAUAUCAUUAUGGAGUACUUAGAAAAUGUCAAGACUAUGAAGAUUUACAAUAACAUCACUGUCGAUUCCGUAAAACAGGUUUUCGCGGCCAUAGCAAUCUUGGAAGCCAUGUCACUCCAAUUUACCCCAGAGGAAAAGAAAGAGUUCACACGACCUCACUUCGAAAUGUUUCAUGGAAUGUUUUACAACGAAGAUCUUUUGCACAACUGUAUGAAAUCGCUCCGAACGUUCGGCAAUGGUAGACUGCACGACAAAGUUGAGAAAAUGGAAGGAAUUCUACACGAUGUUAUGGACCCAGUUGUAGUCGAUCAGUUAGCUGAUAAUCUAGGAAUGCAACGUGUUCUGUGUCACGGUGACUUAUCCAUGGCAAAUAUGCUUUGGAGGCAAAAUGGGACCGAAGACCUGACACUGGCUGCUAUGAUAGACUUUCAGGCUGCGCAUAUGGGUUGCCCAGUCACUGACGUAGCUGCCAUGCUCAUUCUUUGUCUGAGCGGCAAGGACAGACGGAAGCAUUGGGAAGAGGUUCUCGAACAUCUACAUGUUAAUUUGAGAAAGGAGAUAGGCGAGGAUAUGAAGAUGCCCUUCAGUCUUGAGCAGCUCAAAGAAGCAUAUCGACUGUAUUUUCCAUUUGCUGGUGCAUCGUUUCUUCCUUUUAUCGUACCGAUAUUCGAAAUAAUGUCCAAAGAUGCUAAUGAAGAGCAAAAGAAAGAGUAUUUGGAUGCUUUGCUAGAAAAAACGGAAUGCAUCUUGGAUGACACCAUCUUCUACUAUGAACGAAAUAAGAAAAAAGCCCUAGUGCGAAAAAUUUCUCAAGAGUUCGAUGAAGCAGAAUUAGUAACCUAAAAAUCCAAGUGAUAAAGCUGCUGCUAUGUUUCACUGCAUCG